Molecule: messenger RNA, 8558 nt
Organism: Protopterus annectens (West African lungfish)
Lineage: Eukaryota; Metazoa; Chordata; Ceratodontiformes; Protopteridae
Product: bifunctional heparan sulfate N-deacetylase/N-sulfotransferase 3-like
Exons: 18
Coding region: 1399-4020 (873 amino acids)
Cellular component (GO): Golgi apparatus
Molecular function (GO): heparan sulfate N-sulfotransferase activity; deacetylase activity
Source: RefSeq, a predicted model, not a curated record
AUUUAUUUAUUUUUUAAUGCACAGAUUAGAAAAUCUGAUGGUAUAAAUAGAUGCAUCGUUCAAACACUGUGUUACGCACCCUUGUAGCACUGUAUUAUACAUUUUGCCAAUCGGGCAAAAUGAUGGGAGAGACAGCAUAUUGUAAAUAUUACAUGCUUUAAAAUGGUUGUCUUUCUACUAUACAAAAAAGCAACAGCUUUCUACUUCCUCCUUUUUUCAGUGUACUGUUCUUUGAAGUCAAUAGCCGGCAGGGACAAAUGCUACCGUAGUGAAGUGCGGUGUAAGGGGACGUCAUGCCACCCUGGCAGAGAUCACCUGAACACUUUACUGGCACAAGUCAUUCCCUUUUGACUCUGACUGGGCUGGAACACGGAGCUCUAAGAACGCAGGUUCCAAAGCCAGACAGGUGGUGGCUUUAGACUCUCGGUCCUUGCUGACGGAGCUGGGCUGCUAUUUUUCUGAGCGUCUGGAGUUCAUGAGGCUUCUGUUUUAUUUUUUUCACUCUACUAUUCCUAAGACACAAUCUCUGGCUGCUCGUCCCACUCAUGACUGUGGGGGCUGGGCAGGUGAAAUGACAUCUGGUACUAUGCCUGAAGGUGACAGUCUGGGGGAAUAAAUUUCCAUAGCUGCAGAGUGAGGAAAAUUGCUUUUCUAUCUAGACUGAUUUUACAACUUCCAGCUCACAAACAAGCAAAGCUUUUGAUGUUCAUUAGCAUGGUCUAUUGCUCUUCCAUGGUGACAGCCUGCAUCUGCGAGCAAACCUGAAGGGGAAUAUGGUACCCUAGUAAACGCUGAAAUGGAAAUAAUGUACUAACGCAUUUACUAAUUCUUAGUCCAUGUAGUGCCUGAGCUCAAAAUUUUGUGCAUCUGCCUCUGUUUUAGAAGGGCACUGAUUUUGUCACUGCCAUAUCGAUGGUGGCAACCCUGGGAAUAAGACAGGACUCAGUAUCACUGAAUUACUCAUUCCUCACCAAGGACUAUAGACCAAAGGAAAGCUCAGCGGUAACAAAGUGUUUCUUUUUACCUGGGUACUGUUCCUACCAUGAAAGAGAACAUACGCUACUUUAAUUUCCCCUGACAGUUUGUACACAAUGAAUGAAAUCAAGCAAUUGAUUAAUUGUACAUGUUUUGGAUUUUUGCAAGACAGCUUCUCAAGGACUGUGGAAUGUCUUCCUUGUAACAAACAUUGGAAAGUAUAAUGACUGAUGAGAAGUGCACCCAGAGUUUCACAAGAGCUUUGUGUCAAGCUCAAUAUCUUAUAACCCUAGCGUAAAAACACUGAUACAUGUGUUGCAAUGGUUACAUAAACUGUGAAUGGAAACUGUCUAUAACCAUUUCAGUUACUUUAGUGAUGCUAAAAAGAAAAAGUAAAGUAGGGCAAAAGUUUACUUAUACAACAUGAAUUUUUUCACAAAAAUUAACAGGCAGUUCCGUAGAACUAUUAUCCUUCUUACUACAUUUUGCAUGGCGAGCAUUGUGAUUUCUGCUUAUUAUCUGUAUAGUGGAUACAAACAGGAACUAGAAAUUUCAGAGACUAUACCUGAAGAGGAUUGUGGGCACCUUGAAUUUUUACAAUAUGGAUUUACAGACCUGAACUCUAUAAAGCAUGUCGACUCAUCUCGGACAGAUUCUGUGGUUCUUGUGUUUAUUGAGAGUCAGUACUCAAAGCUUGGGCAAGAUAUUAUAGCUCUUCUAGAAGCAAGUAGGUUUGACUACCACACAGUCAUUGCAUCUGGAAAAGGAGAUAUUCCUGCCUUGACAGAUAAGGAUAAAGGUAGAUAUAUACUUAUCAUAUAUGAAAAUAUGUUAAAGUAUUUACACUUGGAUUCAUGGAACAGGAGCAUGCUGGAUAGGUACUGCAAAGACUACAGUGUUGGUAUUAUUGGAUUUCUUAAAGCUAAUGAGAACAGUCUUAAAAAUUCUCACCUGAAGGACUUAUCUUUAUACUACCAUGCUAAUCUAGGUCUUAGGGACUGCUGUGUAAAUCCUUAUUCACCUUUGCUUCAUGUCACAAAAUCUCCACAGGUUGAACAAGGUCCACUGCCUGGAGAUGAUUGGACUGUUUUCCAUAUUAAUCACUCUAUUUACCAACCUGUGCUGCUAGCCAAGGUAAAGUCACCAGCAAACAUCUCACCAUCCAUUCCAAAAGAUGUUUUUCAUGCAGCAGUAAUCCAGGAUUUGGGGAUUCAUGAUGGUAUUCAGCGAAUCAUCUUUGGAAACAAUUUAAAUUUUUGGCUGCACAGACUCAUUUUUAUAGAUGCCAUUGGCUUUCUUUCAGGAAACAAACUUUCUCUUUCUUUAGAGAGAUAUAUUCAGGUGGACAUCGAUGAUAUAUUUGUUGGAAAAGAAGGCACAAGAAUGAAAAUAAAUGAUGUAAAGGCUUUGUUAUCUCAACAGAAUUUGUUACAUGCAGAGGUAACCCGCAUCACAUUUUCUCUGGGCUUCUCAGGUAACUUCUACCACAUUGGGACAUUUCAAGAGGAUAAAGGAGACGAUCUGCUACUUAAAUAUGUUGACGAAUUCUGGUGGUUUCCCCACAUGUGGAGUCACAUGCAGCCACAUCUCUUCCACAAUGAGUCCACUCUAGCUGCUCAGAUGAUGUUGAACAAACAGUUUGCACUUGACCAUCAUAUCCCCACAGACAUGGGGUACGCUGUGGCUCCACAUCAUUCUGGUGUCUACCCUGUCCAUGUACAACUGUAUGAUGCCUGGAAGAAAGUCUGGGGCAUCCAAGCAACCAGCACGGAGCAGUAUCCACAUCUGAAACCAGCAAGAUAUCGGCAAGGUUUUAUUCACAAAGGCAUCAUGGUGCUUCCACGUCAAACCUGUGGUCUUUUUACUCACACAAUAUUCUUCAAGGAAUACCCAGGUGGUCCACAAGAACUAGACAAGAGUAUCAGGGGAGGAGAGCUGUUUCUUACAGUCUUAUUAAAUCCAAUCAGCAUCUUCAUGACUCAUUUAUCAAAUUAUGGCAAUGAUCGUCUUGGGCUUCACACCUUUGUCAACCUUGUCAACUUUGUGGGCAGCCGAACCAACCUGAAGCUGCAGUCGCUACCCCCAGUGCAGUUGGCACGCAAGUAUUUUGAGCUCUUCCCUGAGCAGAUGGAUCCCCUUUGGCAGAACCCUUGUGAUGACAAGCGGCACAAAGACAUCUGGUCAAAAGAAAAAAACUGUGAACGUUUACCAAAGUUCCUGGUGAUAGGACCGCAGAAAACAGGUACAACAGCUUUGUGCCUCUUCUUGGUUAUGCACCCUUUCAUCACUAGUAACCUGAACAGCCCAAAGACAUAUGAAGAGGUGCAGUUCUUCAAUGGAAACAACUACCACAAAGGCCUUGACUGGUACCUAGAAUUCUUUCCAGUUCCCACCAAUGUAACCACAGACUUCCUGUUUGAAAAGAGUGCAAACUACUUCCACUCAGAGGACGCCCCUAGACGAGCAUAUGCCUUAAUACCAAAGGCAAAACUCCUUACCAUUCUUAUUGAUCCUUCGGACCGUGCUUACUCGUGGUACCAGCAUCAGAGAGCCCAUGAAGAUCCUGCUGCUCUGAAAUUCAGCUUCCAUGAGGUCAUCACAGCUGGCUACCAUGCUCCUCCAGAGCUGAAGGUCCUGAAAAAUAGAUGCCUGGUGCCAGGGUGGUACUCUACUCAUCUAGAGAGGUGGCUUUCCUAUUUUCCAGCUCCUCAGGUGCUAAUUCUAGAUGGCCACCAGCUAAGAAAUGACCCUGCUGCCGUGAUGGACGAUGUUCAGAAGUUUCUGGGUGUGUCUCCACAUUACAACUACUCUGAGGCACUAACGUUUGAUUCCCAUAAAGGCUUCUGGUGCCAGCUGCUGGAAGGAGGAAAGACAAAAUGCCUGGGCAAGAGCAAGGGCAGAAAAUAUGCACCUAUGGAUUCAGAGUCUAGAGCAUUCCUGUCCAGCUACUACAAAGAUCACAACGUGGACCUCUCAGGGCUUCUUCAUAGACUGGGUCAACCACUACCAUCCUGGCUAAGACAAGAACUGCAGAAUACCAGAUAGCAUUGUAACAAACAUUUUAUAAAGUGAAAGACGGAACUCACUGGGGCAGCAGAUGGGUAUACAGAUAACUUACAUAAUUUUCCAGUCAACAUGUUACAAGUUACUCCUUCCAGAAUAAAUUAUUAUUUUUGUUCCAUGUGCUGGCACAUGGCUUGUACUUAUAUCCUAAGCUACAUGUUUUUGAAUUGUUUUAAGACCUCUGACAAUUGUAACAGGAAAUUGUGAUUCCCUUCAGCUUUAAAAUGCAUUCAUAUCUAUGUGUUACAAAAGGUAAGUGGUAAAAGGCAAACAUUUACGUAUCACUUUCCCCAGCACUGAAUGAUGAUGCAGUAUUGACAUGACAGAAACCCGGGAUUAGAACCUCAGGAAGCUGCUGCUCUUCUUCCUGUCAGAGGGACUACCACAGAGCACUUAUCAGAUGAAGGGAAGCAUGGCAUCAUAUGUUAUUACUGUUCUUCUAUCCUACUCGUAGGUUGGCAUCAUAUGCAGCUGCUGUAUUAUCGUCUGUCCUCCAUAAUGGGAAGCCAAAACUCUGUUUCUUUUCCAGGAGAUCACUGUUUUUGAUAAAGACUGCUGUAAGAAAGAUGAACAGUGAGAUUAACCAAGGAACCCCAAAGAAAAUGUGUACGAACUUGGAAUGGCCAAUGUGAAAAGAAAAUGACCAAGUAGAUGAGCAGCCUCCUCCAGAACUUGUCUUAUGCUAUAUAAAUUCUACACAGCACUGCAGUAAUAUGUCAACAUGUGAACACCACUAUUUCUAAGCAUUUUAAAAAUAUAUGUUUAUGGUUCUGUAAAACUCCCAUGGCUACAAAUGUUUGCAUUUUAGAAAAUGGAAUGAGCCAGAAAGGAGAACAUUUUAAGCAGCCUUCAAUUAAAAACAAUUCUGUAUCUAUAUAAUAUAUUGCAGGUGCAUGAUUGGCUGUAUUAGUAACUGGUCACUUUAAUAAGCUCAGAGAAACUAUUUGUGCUAAAAUCAAAAGAAAAAUAUCCACUCUAUAAAUUAACUUUAUAUUAGAAAUAGCAUUGUAACAAAACAGUUUCCUAGGCUGUGCUUCAGUGAUAAGCAGACAAUAUUAACACACUCACACACACACACACACACACACACACACACACACACACACACACACACACACACACACACGUGUGCACUUUCAGAUCACCACAACUUCUCUGAGGUAUGUUGAUCCUGGAUCUGCUUAUUUUAUUAUAUGAGAUGUAUAAGUCACAGCUUCUGCCAUUUGUGUGCAGAAAAGUAUUACUGAAUUCUGUUCUCCAAGUAUUAUAUACUUAUAGAAAUAAUACCAUUGUGUAACAAGUCUCAGAAAACCAUGACUUUCUGAAUCAAGUUGCAAUGUUUAAAUGAUCAAAACUGCAUCGUCUUUACAUUUACUCAUAUAACCAUAUGCAGAUGUUAAUGUACAGUACAUAGUGAGCAGCAGUGGAUUUUGUGAAUUAAGGGUAUAUCCAGAUGCAUCAUAUCAAGAUGUUAGCCAUAGUUUUACUUCAUGGGGGCUCCUGCUGCAGCCAUGUAAGAGGAAUGAUGUGAUGCAUGCAUCAGUUAUAAGUAGCUGAUUUUUCUAGUAUUGUUUCACUUGGUGGUGCCCUACCAGCAUCGUGCUGUGCCCCCCGUUGUCAUAUAAGGACCAUUAUUCCACAUGAUCUUCAGUUCUUUCCCAAGAAGCACUAUAGGUCAUUCAAGGAAUUUCUUGCUCCUUAAUGUUAUGCAUUUAAGUAAAGCUUUUCUUUCACUGUAUACCAGUACAUUAAUUUCAGAGACAUCUUCCAGUGUUUUCUGUUUUUCAUGUGGAUCUAAUCUUGACAGAAUAAGCAUAAAUAUAAACAGAUACUGCUCUAAGACUUGCAGUAGGUGUCUUUUUGGGAGGGAGGCGAGAGUGAAACUAAGCAUGAUCAAUAGUUCAAAGCUUUAAACUGGCAACUAUACAUUAACCAGCAAAUAUCCUUUUUAUAGCCAGUCGAAAUCUUCAAAUGAUCCAAUGAAGCCUAAACCUCCAACCAAGGUAAAGGUCUCAUGCUUCUGCCAAUGGAUAACUUUUCUAUCUAAAUACAGAUACAGCAAAAGAGGAUUAUGACCUAGACUUGGAAAACACAGCUUGGAAAUCAGAAGCAAAAGAGACUAAACAUAUCAAACAUAAGAUUAGCAGUUCCAGUAAAGAUAAUCAUGACACUAUGAACUACGCUAAGCUGCAUUAUCUGUCUUUCUGUCACCAUGAUGAAAUCACCAAUUUGGGGCUAAAUUAAUAAAGCCACGUUCACAACAAUGCAGGUAAUACACUUGUUACAUCUGACAGCAGCCCAGAGUUAGAGUCAUUUAAAAUAGGUCAGUACAUAUAUCUGCAUUUUCUGAACAAUCAUAUACAGGAGGUUCAGUUCCUUUUUAAAAUCAGUUUGAUAUGUACACAUUUGAAUUUACUGCACAUGUAUACAUUGAAGGUUAAUUUCCUUACAUAUCCUAUGGAGCACAUCUACUCUUUUAAGGCACUGUCCCCUAAUCAGGAGCAGCUUUACCUGACACAGUCUUUAGACAACUAACAGUAGUACAACAGACAUUAGAUCUUCCAGAUUACAUGCCAUCAGGACCAGAGUUUAAUAUUAGUGCUGGAGGGAAAAAAAUCUAGGAGUGGUGGAGGAGCACCCCAAUCUAUACUGACUCUACUCUAGAGAAAGGAUGACAGUAUUAUCCAUGAGUUUUUUUUUUUUUUUUUUUUAUUCUGCUUCCCUUCGCAGCUAAGCCCAAGAUUCUAAAGCUUGAGUAAAAAUGUUUACUACAGCAUUUCUGGAUUCUGGCAAGUUGCUGGCUCCAGUAAAUCCACAGUUACAGUAGCCAGUAAUGGCAUUCCUUGAACUAUCAUUGCAGUGGUAGGAUUUGCAGGAACCACAGAGAUGAAAGCUUUAAAAGCUUUAAUUAUACAUCCAUUUUGGCCUUCUUUAUUGUAUAUUAUCUCUUUUUCACCACAAAGUGUCACUUGGUAUUAUAUCCUGCAUGAUAUCACUUGUAAUAAUCUCCUCUCUCCCUAACAAAAUGUUUUUUGGCCCAACCAUAGCACGACUACUGCUCUCCUAAAUUUCACAUAAACUAUUAAUGGAUUUAUCCAAGGCUUUCAGCACUGUGUAUCACCACAAAUUCUUACUGAAACUCUCCUCAUUAGGAUUAACUCAGUCAUUACUCAGUGGUUCCACAUCUAUCUUUUAAAUAGACAUCAGGCUGUUAAAUGUAAACAAGACUGUUCUUCUUUCUUACCAUAUAUAUUAGUGUUCCACAAGGAUCUAUAUUUGGUCCCUUACUUUUUAAACUUUUUAUUAUUAAUCUAUAUUCAGUCUCUGCUCGUACUUGUAUUAUUGAAUAUGCAGAUGACUCUACCUUUAUCUGCUCAGCCAAAACUUUAUCUUAAGAGUAAACAGAACCAUUUUUACUGCUAUUGGAAUUUGGCUUGAUGACUUACAACUUGUUUUCAAUGCUAAGAAAACAAAAUUAAUGUUAUUCACCCAUAAGAAUUCUUUAACCACAAAAGACUCUUUUCAGUAACUGGGGACCAUGAUUGAACAAGUCUCCGACAGCAAACUGUUAGGCAUAAUCAGUGAUGAAUGCCUGAAAUUUGAUCAGCAUAUUCUCCAUGUUAUCAAUAAAACUCAUAAAAAACUAGGAUCACUAUAUGUAUAGGAUUAGACCUUACCUUACAGGCUCUGCUAGAAAAAUUAUUGCAACAGCUUACUUACUUCCAGCUCUUUUAUAUGCCUUUCUAAACCAGUGAAAUGGGAUCUCCUAAUAGAAAGAGAAGCUUUAUUUGCAUUUUAUCAGGAUGAACCAACAGCCAGGGUUGCAGUGGCUCAUUUGGCUAUCAUGUUAUCCUAGGAUAGGAGGAAUAUUUCAUGUUUACAUGACUUAAUCCCCACUGCAACUAUCUGCAUUGAAUCUACUGUAGGCCUCCUACUGCAGGAUGUGCAGCCCAGGUUAUCAAGUAAUUACCUCAAUGUGUACUCCUCUCCCAAAUGCUCAGAUCUAUCCAGUGAACACCAUCAGGAGAUACUCCUGCAAUGGUAAGACCCAGCCCUCCAAGGAAGAAGACAUACAGUAGCUACUUGGUCUUUUUUCCCUCACCAAAUGAACACUUCGACAUCAAGAAUGUUAAUCAAAAUCCAUAUCCCUGGUAGUGCAGGCAAACAUCCUUUUGCUGUGCCAGUGUUCUACUGGUUGUCACCACGUUGUCCUACUGCUGUUAUUAUCAUGUAGUCCUGCUUGCAGUUAUCAUCAUUUCGUCCAGAUGGUGGUUGCCAUCAUGUUGUCCCCUGUUAUUUCCAUGAUUUGAUUCAACACAUUUUAGCUAAUAUUCGAGUCUUACAGUUUAUUCUCUUCAACCCAGUCUUACAAAUUCAUUUUGCAUCAAUGAUUUUUGGCAGUGUUUUAAUUAUUCCAGUGAUUUUAUUGAUUUAUUCUAUUUAAUGUUGUAUCCUGAUAUUGUACAAAAAGGCAGGUUCCUAUCAUAAGUCAAGUACCAAUAAACAGAUUACAUGAAGUA